UGCCAACCCUAAUCAAAACACACAGAGCAACACACUUGCUUCUCAAAUGAAUAAUUUCACAACACUUCGUGCGAUAGCGUCGUUUGGUAACGUUCUUGUUCGGUAUCAAUUUUGUGCGUUCUCAAGUCCAAAGCAAUACGGAGCCAAUCGUUACUACAGUCAGUCUACGACGAAACAGGGCGACGGAACCAUGGAGGAUUACAAGAACGCUAAAUCGGUGUACGAUUUCACGGUGAAGGAUUCGCACGGUGCCGAUGUGAGUCUGGAAAAGUACCGUGGCAAGGUGCUGCUUAUCGUCAACAUUGCGUCGCAGUGCGGCCUCACCAAGGGCAACUAUGCCGAGCUGACGGAACUGUCGAAACAGUACGCGGACAAAGAGUUCAAAAUUCUAUCUUUCCCGUGCAAUCAGUUUGGUGGCCAGAUGCCGGAGGGUGACGGAGAGGAGAUGGUUUGCCACCUUCGUUCGGCCAAUGCCGAGGUUGGAGAUGUUUUCGCUAAGAUCGAUGUAAACGGUGAUGGCGCACAUCCACUCUACAAGUAUCUCAAGCACAAGCAGGGUGGCACUUUGGGCGACUCAAUCAAGUGGAACUUUGCCAAGUUUCUGGUGAACCGCGAAGGACAACCGGUGGAUCGUUAUGCACCCACGACGUCGCCCAGUAACAUUAAGAAGGACAUUGAUAAGCUGUUAGGUUAGGGUAGGCAGGGCCCGGGGGACGCGAGGUUGGAAUGGUUUAUGAUGCAGCUAGUCGACGCCGAUAAUAGGAGUAAUUUGUUAAGCGAAUGGAACCGUUGCGGUAUUUACUGUUGGAAUUGAAAUCAUCAGGCCGGUAAUUUCUCGGCUUAUCUGUGAAUCUUAUUGUACAUCAAAAAUCAAUAAAUUUGUUUUCCAACACUG
Anopheles coustani is the source of this 895-nucleotide messenger RNA. RefSeq lists its product as uncharacterized. Bases 47 to 694 code for a protein of 215 amino acids. Lineage: Eukaryota; Metazoa; Arthropoda; Insecta; Diptera; Culicidae. Gene Ontology annotation, molecular function: glutathione peroxidase activity. Gene Ontology annotation, biological process: response to oxidative stress. The transcript is spliced from 4 exons. The record is from RefSeq and is a predicted model, not a curated record.